UUUUUAUAUGCCUCCAUCGAAAAGUAGCAAAAAAGCUAAAGAAUCGAAAACUAAUGGAAAAUCAAGUUUAACAUCGGAUUCAUUAAGAGAUAAAUGUUUAAAAGGUCUUUGUGAUAUUCUUCGAUCAUCUAUUAAAUCCUUAUGGGAUUCAUCAAUUAUUGAUCAACAAUUUGUCAAAUGUGUAACAAAACCAUGUUAUCAUUUACUUUGUCGAGAAGAUAUUUCAAAAAAUCCAAUUGUUAAAGAAAAUCUUCCAUUAAUUUUUAUUAUUAUGAUUCAUGAAUUUGAACAUGCACCAGAAGCGUCUAUUCAAUUUAUUCAAGCAGUUAAACAUUAUGAUAAUAAUUCAAGUUUACUUACAACUGUUCUUAAUUCACUUUUACUUGAUUAUCAAGAUACAUCAUUAGCUAUUCAAUUAUUAAAAGAAAUUUGUCAAACUAAUUUUGUUGAUACACAAGUUCAUAAUGCAUCUGCUAAAACAAUGGCAACAUUUAUUAUUGAUAUGGCUCGACUUGAUCCACAUAUUAUUCAAACACAUUUUCAUCAAAUAGAUGAUUUAUUAAAAGUCGAAAGUCAUCAUAUUCGUGUUGCUGCUUUAACAGCAUUAUGUUC
This is a messenger RNA of Rotaria sordida, 612 nucleotides long. Lineage: Eukaryota; Metazoa; Rotifera; Eurotatoria; Philodinida; Philodinidae. The record is from the annotation of a GenBank genome assembly.